This is a messenger RNA of Toxotes jaculatrix (banded archerfish), 8410 nucleotides long. It is a transcript of the gene hdac4, whose product is annotated as histone deacetylase 4. Gene Ontology annotation, molecular function: histone deacetylase activity. The transcript is spliced from 28 exons. The record is from RefSeq and is a predicted model, not a curated record. Gene Ontology annotation, cellular component: histone deacetylase complex. The coding region runs from base 348 to 3680 and encodes 1110 amino acids. Gene Ontology annotation, biological process: negative regulation of transcription by RNA polymerase II; chromatin organization. Lineage: Eukaryota; Metazoa; Chordata; Actinopteri; Toxotidae.
AUGGCGGAGCUGCUGGCUGAAUGAUUUUUACAAUACCAACGGGUCCUAAAAACCCUGUUCUGUGGAUGCUCCUGGAGACUGGGAGAAAACCAGCCGUUUGCGCCCAAGGGUGCUCAAUUCAGUCUGAAUCCUACCACAGCACAUCACUGAGGUCUCCACCUGUGGCUCGGUGUGAUGAAACUCUGAGAAACAGCUCCCCUCUGUCCCUUCCUUGGCUUGGCACCUCCAACUGGCCGCACCAACUUGGUGGGAAGCACAUGGUGGUCGCCACGACCACCGCGGAGGUGCACUGACACCGUCACCUCUCCUCCCCUGUCCAGUCUGCCUGUCACCGGCAAACCGUAGCGAUGAGCUCUCACAGUCGACCAGGUGGCUUGAGCAGCAAGGAGCAGCCUCUGGAACUUCUUAAACCAGCCGCACUCAACCAUUUCGUGGACGUGAGCACAGCAGCGCUGCCCACGCAGGUGCCCCCCACCACCACAGCCAUCCUUCCCAUGGACCUGCGCGUAGUGGACCACCCUCACCACCACCACCACCAGCAGCCCUCCUUUGGCCUGGUUCCCCAAGCCCACCCUAUACCGCCCACCUCCACAGCUUGUCCCACGUCAGCCGAGCCAGGCCAUGGGCCAGUCAUCAGCCACCAGGAGCAGCAGCUGCAGCAGGAGCUAGUGGCACUGAAACACAAGCAGCAACUCCAGAGACAGCUACUGAUUGCAGAGUUCCAGAGGCAGCAUGAACAGCUGUCACGGCAACAUGAAGCCCAGCUGCAGGAACAUAUCAAGCACCAACAGGAUUUACUGGCACUCAAGCACCAACAGGAGCUGUUGGAGCAUCAGAGGAAAAUGGAGCAGCAGCGUCAUGAGCAGCAACUGGAGAAGCAGCAGCGGGAACACAAACUUCAACAGCUCAAAAACAAGGAGAGGGGACAAGAGAGUGCGGUUGCCAGUACAGAAGUAAAGAUGCGACUUCAGGAGUUUGUCCUGAACAAGAAGAAAGCCCUGGCUCAGCGAAAUCUAAACCACUGUCUGCCCAGCGACCCACGCUACUGGUAUGGAAAAACCCAGCACAGCUCUUUGGACCAGAGCUCUCCUCCUCAAACAGCAUUGUCAGCGUACAACCACCCAAUGCUGGGCACAUAUGACUCAAAAGACGACUUCCCUCUCCGCAAAACAGCCUCUGAACCCAACCUGAAGCUUCGUUCCCGGCUAAAGCAGAAGGUGACUGAGCGCCGCAGCAGCCCUCUUCUCCGCAGGAAGGACGGUCCAAUCACUACUGCCAAGAAGCGUUCCCUUGACGUGGCUGAGUCUGCAUGCAACAGUGCACCAGGCUCUGGACCUAGCUCACCCAACAACAGCUCCAGCAACAUCCCCAGUGAGAAUGGGGUCAUCUCCAGCAGCCCGGGAGAGACCUCCCUGCUUCAGAGAUUGGCUGCAAGGGAAGGUUCAGUUAGCCAACUCUCUCUGUACACCUCCCCUUCUCUGCCCAACAUCACCCUGGGACUGCCAGCCACAGGGCUCGCUAACACUGUGGUAUCGGGACACCAAGAUGGUGAGAGUCAUCUGCCUGCGUUACAGCAGGGCAUUCCUCUGACCCCUCCUUUCCUGCCCACUGCCCACCUGCCCUCCUACUUGGCAGCGCAGGACAGGGAGGGGGCUGGAGGGGGCACGACUGGUCACAACCCCCUUCUCCAACACAUGGUACUGCUGGAGCAGAGCCAUAAUCCAAUGGUUGGUCUGGGUGGUCUUCCGCUACCAUCACCCUCUGUCUCCAAACUUGCACGGAGCCACCGUCCCUUGGGGAGAACCCAGUCGGCCCCUCUGCCACAGCAGCAGUGUGGACAGGCCCAGGCCCUGCAGCAGCUGGUGGUCCAGCAGCAGCACCAGCAGUUCCUGGAGAAACACAAACAACUGUUCCAACAGCAGCAGCAGCAGCACAUCAUCAACAAGAUAAUGUCCAAGCCCAGCGAUCAGGUGUCAGCCGCAGGCUCCAGCACCUCAGGGCCAGCCAGGCAGCAUCAGAGUCACCCAGAGGAGACAGAAGAGGAACUGAGAGAGCACCAGGGGCUGUCCUCCUCAUCCUCGUCCUCCUCCUCUACCUCCGUGCAGGAGACCGGGCCGCUACGGGGGCUGGUCAUUAAGCAGGAGCCCCCAGACCUCCAGGAGCAGGAAGAGGUGGAGCAGAGGGAGAGACAGACCGAGCAGGAUUUCUUAUUCAGACAGCAGGCUCUGCUGUUAGAGCAGCAGCGGAUUUACCAAUUGAGGAAGUACCAAGCCUCCAUGGAAGCAGCCGGCUUAUCAGUCAGCUUUGCUGGACACCGUCCCCUCUCCAGGGCUCAGUCAUCUCCAGCCUCAGCCACCUUCCCCAUGGUAGUGCCGGAGCCACCUUCCAAGCCUCGAUUUACUACAGGUCUGGUAUAUGACUCUUUGAUGCAGAAGCACCAGUGUAUGUGUGGUAACACCACCAGUCAUCCAGAGCACGCUGGUCGCAUCCAGAGUAUUUGGUCCCGACUUCAGGAAACAGGCCUUAGGGUGCACUGUGAGUGUAUCCGUGGUAGGAAGGCCUCACUGGAGGAGUUACAAACAGUCCACUCUGAAGCCCACGUCUUGCUCUAUGGAACUAACCCACUGCGACAGAAACUGGACUGUUCAGUGAGUCCCAUGUUUGUGAGGUUACCAUGUGGAGGCAUAGGGGUGGACAGCGACACCAUUUGGAAUGAGGUCCAUUCAUCCAGCGCAGCUCGUCUGGCUGUUGGUUCAGUGGUGGAGCUGGUCUUCAAAGUGGCAUCAGGAGAACUGAAGAAUGGUUUUGCUGUAGUUCGACCACCUGGACACCAUGCUGAGGAGAGCACGCCUAUGGGGUUCUGUUACUUCAACUCAGUCGCCAUCGCAGCCAAGCUCCUGCAGCAGAGGCUCAACGUCAGUAAGAUCCUCAUUGUGGACUGGGAUGUUCACCAUGGAAAUGGCACCCAGCAGGCCUUCUACGCUGACCCCAGUGUUCUUUACCUGUCACUGCAUCGCUACGAUGAUGGAAACUUCUUCCCAGGCAGUGGAGCACCUGACGAGGUGGGCAGUGGAGCAGGUGUAGGCUUCAAUGUGAACAUGGCCUUUACUGGAGGACUGGAACCUCCCAUGGGUGAUGCAGAGUAUCUGGCUGCGUUCAGGACAGUGGUUAUGCCUAUUGCCAAUGAGUUUGCCCCAGACGUGGUUCUGGUAUCUUCAGGCUUUGAUGCGGUAGAUGGACAUGCUCCACCCCUGGGAGGAUACAGACUGACAGCCAAAUGCUUUGGCUACCUGACCAGGCAGCUGAUGGGUCUGGCAGGCGGUCGGUUGGUGCUCGCCCUGGAGGGGGGUCAUGACCUCACAGCCAUAUGUGAUGCCUCCGAAGCCUGCGUCUCUGCUCUGCUUGGCAAUGAGUUGGACCCCAUUCCUGAUGAGGUGCUGCAGCAAAGACCAAAUGCCAAUGCUGUUCACUCUAUGGAGAAAGUUAUUGAGGCUCACAAUAAAUACUGGCGCUCACUGCAACGCUCCGCCUCCACACUUGGUUGCUCAUUGAGCGAAGCCCUCCGGCGUGACGCAGAGGAAGCCGAGACCGUCUCUGCUAUGGCCUCGUUGUCUGUGGCCAACAAGCAUAUGGGAAAGAGGACUGAAGAGGAACCAAUGGAAGAGGAAGCUCCUAUGUAAAGAAACAUCCCUGGCCUUUGACCACUCAGACUUUAUCUUUGACAGUGUCCUCAUCCAGUCAAUUUCAAUUUAAAUGCCACUCCUAUGUCUACUAUGUCUCACCCCUGCCAUAUCAAGAUGGCAUCUUGUCACGGGAGAGUACAAGCAGAGAUGACAAAAGUGGCAGUCAAAGGAAACGGAAAACUGAGGAUGAGCAAUGCAUUCACUGAUCAGCAGUGCACAGACUGAUCAGCAUAAAUGUGUUGUAUUGUCUCUUCAGGACCUUGGAUAUAAGAGGAUUAACCCAAUCAUCCCACAGUGACAACCUCGAGUGCCAGUGCUUUUAAAACACUAUAUAGAUGUACUUUUUGAAUGCCAGUCAGAACCAUGCACAGAUGACCUGCAGUCAUCUAUUUAUCUCUUUAUCCUCUUUUUCUUUUUUUUGUGCUUUAUCAUCAUCUUCUCACUUUCAUCAAAAACCACCAGAGCUAAUGUGAUUGUGACUCUGCACCUCUGCACUAAGGAUGGAUCAUUCCUGCUCUUUUAAGAUAUCCGGAUGAAAGGAACAAAGCGGUCUAAUUUUUUGCUGUUUUCUAAUGUGGUUUGGAGAUCACAGAUGAGAAAUAUCAGCAGGGUUUCUGAUCCCAGAAUGAUUGACAGUAAAAGACUGUGCGCUUGUGCCUUUUUUUUUAAACAAACAAACAAACCUGGUGGAAUUUCUGUUGAACUCUACUGAAAGAGAUUUGCCUUAAAAAUACAGGUUUGGGAACAAACCCUCUUCUCUCCAGCCCUUUUGAGCAUUUCUAGCUUGGCAAGACAUCCUAUGCCUGCAUGUUGUUGGCACAUAGACUGGAGGACCUUGGCAUGUUUACCUAUAACUCCCUGCAGCCAGCCCACUGUCUCUCCCUGCACCUCCAUCCCCCCUCCCCCUUCAUUUUCAAUCUCAGCUUGGAAGGUAGUUCCCAGCCACAGGUUGGAGUUGGUUCAGUUCAAAAGGAAGUUUAUGGUAGGAUUAGUAUUACUCAGUGUAACCGCGUAUCACAUAGGCAUCAGUUCUCCUCAAGGGAGGAAUUAAGUAGCAUGCACUGUACUAGAGCAACAGGACUUCUGAAAACUAGAAUGCUGUUCAUACUGUAUGUAGUAGUUAGACAAUAGUGAAGCCAAAGCAUGAUGGACUAUCAUCUCUGUAGAGUCAAACCACUUACAAUCACAAGCAUAUACACAGAUUUACCUGUAACAAUUUUAUAUUUCAAGCAGCCUCACUUUUUGUAGAGGGAUAGAGAGGAAUUAAUCUUAUAUGGGCCAAUUCAUCGAACCAGCCCUCUCUUUAAGACAACAGUGUCUCCGUGGUAACAGGGGCCAUACCACCUGGGAUUUUCCAGAGGGGUGUUCCAGGGCCACACUUGCUCUCACAGCUGGUUCAACAUCUUAUGCCCCUUGUUAAGCACAUCUGCUCCCCAAAUGUCAGGUGCUACGAGGCAGGUGUGUGUAUGUCUGUUCAAAAACAGUGAAGCACAAGCUGCUCUUUCUAAAUAUUCAAGUGUAUACACAUAUUUUUAUAGUUGUCUUUUUUUUUAAUCCUCAUUUUUCUUGACCACUGAUACAGCUGUUGGGAUAAGGUCAUGCAUUAAGAAUAACCUUCUUGCAACUUCACAUAGCACAUGUAGCUCAGAUUCUCCUCUGGAUAAAUCCUCCUCGAGUGUUGGGUGUCAAAAGAUUUUAUAUAUUAAACCUGAAUACUGUAUCAAAUCUGCCUUAUAAAUCUGAAUCCUUUGGAAUCAGUAAUAAAUAUCUUAAUAUUUAAGAAGACAUGCGGCAAAAGAUUGGUUAGAGUUUCAUUAUACUUGGUGCUUAUUGAAUUUGGGUUCUUUAACGACAUGGAACUUAACGUAAACAUUACUGGCUAUCAGUGCCCAACCCUACUAUCCAGAUUAUACAAAACACCAGCCACCAGCCUAGUUGUAGUAAAAUCUGUUUUUCCAUUUUGGCAGAUAAAAGACUUUUUUUUGUUUUUUCCCUUUACACAUCUGAUGGUGACUAUACCAGCCGCUGUGCACUCUGUGGCCAGUGUGCAACAGUUAACUUCCUGUCUGUAACCAUCCUUCCAACGUGUGUUUGGCCUCUGGGCAACUACCUUCUGUCUUUGUUUCAUCAAAAAAAAAAAAAAAAGCUAAUCACAUGUUUAAUGUAUUUUUUCAGUGAACAGAAACAGAGUGCUGUGGUGUUUACUGUUGUUUACUGUACAUAGGACAUUGAUCUCCUGAGUAUUACUGCCACACACACAUUUGUCAAUGACUACUCUACUUUAGAUUCUCGAUCCUCUCAUUCGUGUCUUUUUCCUCUGGUUUUUUGUUGCCCUUUCGGUGGACUCCAGUGACUUCUUUUUGUACUUUUUAAAUGUGUUCUCCUGUUUCUUUAUACACUUGGCUCACUUUCGCCUCUGUUUUUCUGUUACAUUGUAAAGCUGACAUACUUCACAACAGGUGAGGGUUCAGACUCACUUUUUAGUGGAUAUUACAUGACUAUGUUUUCUGGGUUUGGGGUUUUUUUGUGGGAGGGUUGGGAGGCAAAUGUUUCUACUUUGUAUAAUGAUGGACAAUUGUGUAUUUACUGUCUGUUCAUAGUAGAUUUAUAUAUAAAAAGAAAUGAGUAUAUUAUAUAUAUAUAUAUAUAUCUAAACAUAAUGAAAUACUAUGAUCUUGUUUUUGAAGUUGAUAUUGAAACCUUCAUACAGUUGGCCCUCUUUAGGGUGUACUGAAGGCGCCAUUUGCUGUACUCGGUUACAGUUUGUUACGUGUUGUUUAUGUCUUUCAACACUGAUUACUAGUUUUGGGCUUUAUACAUCCCAUUGGUACCAUAACACUGUUACAGUAGGUGUGCGACUGCCCUCUGCCCAGCCUCACAUAUUCAUACUGCUCCACACUUUCUUGAUUUAAGUGUGUAGAUGGUGUUAUGUAAAAAUACAAAUUUUAGCUGGCACUUCUAAAAUAUUACUAUUUUAAGAAAAACAAGACUAAGAUUCGAUAUCUAGAUUGUACACAUCUAAAAAAUGACCAAAGUGGUGAUCCAUUGCUUCACAUUUGUUCCUCUUCCUUACAGCUUUACAAUUUCAUCUUCUGACAUCUUUGAAAGAACGAGAAAAAUGGGAAGGGUGGAUUUGAAUAGGAACAGGACCAUGCUCUUCCCCUGCAUUAAAUCACUGUGAUGGGCCUUGAAAAUGAUUCCACAUGAUCAUCGUUUAUUUCUUAUCAGGCCCAGUGUCCUGAGUUUUAUUUUAAAUUAACAUUCCUUUGAAUUCAUCGAGCUCAUGAGCUCACAUUCAUCAGCGUAGUGAUGACUCUGGGUUUCUGGGUGGCCUGGUGUUUACUAAGACUGUCCUGUAUCCAGAAGAUCACAGGUGCUUGAUCCCUCAUGUCUUUCCUUUCUCACGGGACGCAAAAAUACCAUUCCUGGCUUCUCUGGCUCUAGGGCCAAUUUUUUUAACUGCCAUUUUUUAAAAACAAUAUCUAUGUCUUAAUAAAAAUGUGUGAUUACAUUGUUACUUGCUGAUUGAAAUUUCCAGUUUCAAAUUUUCAAAUCUCAAUCAAUCAGACUUGCAAGGAAUAAGUUUUCUCAUUUUAACUGAAUGCAUCUGAUCACUAAUGGCAAAGUGAUGCUGUCUCUUCCUGCAGAUGCACCUUUGAGGUCACAUGUCUCUAAAUCACCUCCGUGGCAUCCUUUCCCAUGGCUCCUGCAGAUGGCCAGAGAUGUCAAAGGUCAUUUUAAGCAGCUCCCACUUUGUAAGUUUGCAAGAACAAAGGAAAAUGUAUGGACGUGCAGUAAAUCGUAUGCCAUGAAGUAGGUUUUACCCAAGAGAUAACUAAGGUCCGAGUGUUUAAUCACAUCUUAAGUUUUAUUUUAUGUGGUUUUGAAGUACAUCACUUUCUCCUGAAUGUUUUGUCAUAUUGGGACAAUUUGUUUCAAGGACUAUAUUCACAUUAUCAUAAGCCUUCACCCAUACUGAGAUAUUUGUGGUUCGGAUGUGAAAAUACAUAAAAUCAGGCUGUCCUGUCCUGAAUAUCACUUUUACUGGGACAUGCUGACAUCUCUGUGCAUUUAAAUAACAUCGAUGAAUUGCUUUUCAGUAACCCAGCUCAGAACAUUCCCAGAACCUUUGCAAAACAGUGCCAGUCAUGGGUUUUCUACUGUUGAAUGCUUUGGUUUCUCUAAAGGAGCCAAAACUAGCACAUUCUGGCUGCUCCAGCCGUCUGUCUUCACUGUUAGUCUUAACACAAUGUCCAGUAACAAAAAGAGUAGCGGCAUUCCAUGUUGUUAUAAUUUCCAUUCAUUAGGAGGGGGCUAACAUCUUUGUUUUAACCCUCCUAGUCCUGUCCAGCCAGGUCCAAGAGCUGUCCGUUUAUUUAGGUGGCCUGGUCCAGCUCCACUUCAUUCCUCUGUGCUCUCUGCAUGAUCCAUAUGUCUGCAUGCACUGCCUACCUGUCUGUCUCCCUGUCUCAUACCACAUAUCAGCACAAGGGAUCGAGCACUGAAGGGCAUUAGUACUUUCACUGUAUCCACACUGUUUUGUCUCUUUUACUGCUUUUGUGUUUCUGGUUGCGGGGGGGAGGGGGUGGGGAGGUUUGGGUGCUUUCCAUGUUGUACUUUUACUUGUAGCAUAUGGAAUCAUCAAACCUGAAAAACUUAAGUUGAAUAUUUUACAAAAAAAAAGAAAAAAAAAUAUCUAGCACUUGUAACACAGACAAUAGAUUUUA